UAACUGAUAAUCAGAAUGUGUGAGCAAAUUAAGAAUAUAAAACAGUGUUAUAAAUGCUUAGAAUACGUGAACUAUAAGGAAAUAGGUAAAUGAGCAUUUAAUUCUCAUAAGUUGAGAUCCAGACAGCCAGUGGGAAGAUAAAUUGCUUUCAUAUUGCUAACAAAAAUGUCAGCAACUUGUUACGCAUCUAAGCCCUUAUAGAAAUGUAAGCGAAAUAAUUACUAUUAAAUUACUGCAGAUACAUCAGUAAUUUCUAAUAAUUCAAUUACUGAACUCUAGUAAUUGUUCAAUACCUUCUUCGUUCCCAGUCGUCACAUUUCUGUAAGGGAGACCAUUGAGCUAUUGUUUGUUAGCAGUUGUCGGAAAUAAAACGUUUGCAUGAUUCAAACAUUGCUAGCAUUAGGUGCUUGAGUAGAUAACAGAUGUAACAUGUUAACAUUUGUGUUAGGAAAUUGAAAACAUUAUAUGCUAAUUCUUUGUUAAUAGUAUGCCCAUUCGAUGUGUUCUCAUCUCUUUAAUUGUGCACUUAACUGCAAUAUGUCAAAAUUGUGCUAGCUCUACUUAAACCACUUAAACAUUGAAUUCAUUCCCAGCACAGUUCUAGUUCCAUACUUGCUUGAGAGUAUUUAUAGAAAGAAAAAUGCAACAGCUGGAUCUAUCUCUGUGUUGUUUUAUUUUCUUUUUACAUUUAUAGAUUCUUGCAGACGGUGUCAAUAAUAGAAAAGAAUUGCAUUCUUUUCAAGUGUGCUUGUGAUCAUGUAGAUCAAGUUAUUACUCUUCUCAAUAACUUGAAUAACAUCGGUGUGCAAUUGACGUUUGACAGUGAUUCAUGCACUGAAAGUGAAGUUAUAACUAUAAUAAAUAUAAUGUCUAUUUUAUGUGGUGAAAACUAUGAGAUUACAUUUUUCUUGAGAAAUGCUCUCAUCGCUGGUUCUAGGCUGGAAUAUGUAUACUCAAAAUAUGGACACUUAGUUACAGAUUACGUCUCCAAAAUGAUUUUGUUUGAAGAUUCAGACUUAUAUGCAGUUAUUAGCUACUUAAGGAUUACGCCUUGUCUUUUGUUAAAUAUAAAUAAGAUUUUCAUCCGAGAAUCAAUAAGACAGAAAUUUUUAUGGCUCAUAGAAAAGUAUUUAAAAAAUAUUGCAUGCUCGAAAUUGCCCAUUUCUAUAUUUCAUACGGAGAAAGAAUUAUACGAAGAAUUCGCAAGAAGAAAGAUGGGUCCCGUAUGUUCUGAAAAACUACAUAUGGUGUCUAUAUGGUCGCAAGAUGUUGUAUUUGCGAAAGUAUUAGCAACGAAGUUACACACCGAUAUUACAUUCAUAAAUGCAUAUUUCGAGUUUCCCUCGAAUAUGAUGUUUUUUGACAAAUGGAUGGGUAGUACUAUUGCCGAAAAUGACGACAUAUGGGGAUAUGUUAAGUUCUGUGAUUUAUAUGAGAACACUUGCCUUGGGAAAACUAAAGACAAAAUAAAUCUAAACAAAUAUGCAGGUUCAGUCUACAAUCUUUUUUAUAAUGACACAUGGCAAAAGCCUGCGAUGGAUACAUAUUGGAUACAUAAUGGCAAAGCAUAUGCAGACGGAAUAAAGCAAGAUUUGAUGGAAUGCGUAAAAUCAGCCGAGGCAGCAUUCGAAACUUGGAAUAGUUUGCCUAUUGUUUCUAGAAAAAAAAAAUUGGAGAAUCUUGCGUCUAUAUUACAAUGCAAUGGGAAAUUUCAAUUGGCGAAUACAAUGUUAGAUUGGAUAAAAUUAUCAAAUAUUGAAAGCCAAUUACUAUGUCAAGAUGGCAGAUUAGAGUUAAUCGCCUUUAAUAUGCCAAAAGGCAUUGUUCCUAUUCUUUAUUCAGAUGAAGUUAAAGCGUUUUGUCAUCUGACAUUGGCUUUAAUUGUUGGCAAUUGUGUCAUUGUGAUAUGUAAUAAAAAUUCGUGUACUUUGCCAUCAUAUUUCAACAUGUUUUCAACAGCCGAGGUACCACCAGGCGUUGUAAAUUUGUUUUUAAGUAAAGAAUUUUGUCAGCAUUUUAAGGAGUGCUGUUAUGAACCAAAGGAUGCACACAACUAUGUGAACACAAUUUGUACUUCUAAAAAUUAUAUUAUUACUCCCUUUUAAAUAAUUUUAAUAACGUACUGCAUGCUUUAUAAUAUUUAUCUAUAUGACAUAUACAAGUAAAUGAACGCAUUCAUGUAUUUAUUUGGAUGUUAUGACUUUGUA
Molecule: messenger RNA, 2207 nt
Organism: Vollenhovia emeryi
Lineage: Eukaryota; Metazoa; Arthropoda; Insecta; Hymenoptera; Formicidae
Exons: 8
Coding region: 867-2105 (412 amino acids)
Molecular function (GO): oxidoreductase activity
Source: RefSeq, a predicted model, not a curated record